This is a messenger RNA of Camelus dromedarius (Arabian camel), 3226 nucleotides long. RefSeq names its product solute carrier family 18 member B1 (gene SLC18B1). The coding region runs from base 1335 to 2567 and encodes 410 amino acids. NCBI's taxonomy places the organism in Eukaryota, Metazoa, Chordata, Mammalia, Artiodactyla, Camelidae. The transcript is spliced from 15 exons. Gene Ontology annotation, biological process: transmembrane transport. Gene Ontology annotation, molecular function: transmembrane transporter activity. The record is from RefSeq and is a predicted model, not a curated record.
CGCUCCUAUAUCCAUAGUCUCUUCAGGCCUCCGGCCCCUGGCUGGGUAGAAACGGCUUUUAACUCUUAACAUGCACACCGUAAUUGUAGCUUCCUGUCGACCCCACUGAUUGGGCUUCCUGAGCGGCGUACUUUCUCCCUUGGCUUCUAACUCGCUCUGAGUGUCCGUGAAUGUGUUAUUCUGUGAGUGAUCCUCGUAGGAGAAUCCCGAGUCUCUGCAAUGUAUCAUCCAUGAUGUCCUUGAUAUGAUCCAGAACCAUCACGUAUGCUAAGAAGACAGGAAAACAUGAUUCACACUAAAAAGAAAAGGCAAUGUAUGGAAACUGGCCCCAAGAUGAUUCAAAAUGUCAAGAAUUUUAAAGCAGCUACUAAAAAUGUGCUCAAAAAUGUUUAAAAAAUUCUCAUAAUGAAGGAACAAAUAGAGACAACAAAAACUAUGAAAGAGGAUCAAGUAGAAAUUUGAGAACUGAGAUAAAAUAUGAGAAAUAAGUUCACUGGAAGGGCUAGCAGCAGAUUGGAGAAGACGAAAGACUGAGUAAACUUGAAGUGUGAUCAAUCUGAAAUUUUCUAAUUUGAAGAAAAGAGAGAAGAAAGCAAUUGAAAAAAAUAGAGCUGCAAUGAUCUGUGGGACAAAAUCAAAAGGUUUAACAUGUAUGUAAUUGAAUACAUAAUGCUAACAUAUAUGCAAUUCCAGUGCCAUAAGAAAUCAAGAGAAUGAGACAAAAAUAUUUGAAGAAAAAAAUGUCCAAAAGCAUCCAAAGUUUGGUCCAAAUAAUGUCUGAAAUUUGAUGCAGCACAUAAAUUUACAGAUUCAGGAAGCUCAGUGAAGCCCAAGAAGUAGAAAUACAAACACAUACAUACCUAGGUACAUCAUAAGUGAACUACUGAAAUCAAAGAUAAGAAGAAAUUCCAAAAACUUCCAGGAAAAAAAAAGUGCAUAACAUGCAGGAGACAAUACAAAAUUAAAUGAAUUUUUCUUGAGAAAUUACAGGGCUGAAAGACAGUAGAACUGUGUCUUGAAAGGGCUGAAAGACAACAAUUCUAGUAUUUCUAUAUCCAAUUAAAAAGACUUGUCAACAAUGAAGACAAAAUAAAGACAUCCAGAGAUAAACAAAAAAUAACAAUUCAUCACCAGAAGAUCGCACUUGAAGAAAUGUUACAGAAAGGCAUUUAUGCUGAAGAGAAAUAUAUCAAAUUGAAAAUUCAGAUGUUCCAGAAGGAAUAAAGAUUGGAAAUGGUGAUGGCCCUCCAGGAAGUGUAAGGGAGACCCCCAGGCGACUUUCAAGAGAACAGAUUUUUGUACUGAUUUCAGCAGCUUCCAUUAACUUCAGUUCCAUGAUGUGCUAUUCUAUCCUUGGACCCUUUUUCCCCACGGAGGCUGAAAAGAAAGGAGUCAGCAACACAGUUAUUGGUAUGAUCUUUGGAUGUUAUGCUUUGUUUGACUUGCUGGCAUCUUUGGUGUUUGGAAAAUAUCUUGUACAUAUUGGAGCAAAAUUUAUGUUUGUAGCAGGAAUAUUUGUCUCAGGAGGAGUUACAAUUCUCUUUGGUGUAUUGGACCAAGUUCCAGAAGGACCGGUGUUUAUUGCUAUGUGUUUUCUAGUGAGAAUAACAGAUGCAGUAAGCUUCUCUGCAGCGAUAACCGCGUCUUCUUCAAUCCUUGCAAAAGCUUUUCCAAAUAAUGUGGCUACAGUGUUGGGAAGUCUUGAGAUUUUUUCAGGACUGGGACUAGUGCUAGGGCCUCCUUUGGGUGGCUUCUUGUAUCAGUCCUUUGGCUACGAGGUGCCUUUCAUUUUUCUGGGAUGCGUAGUUCUGCUGAUGGUUCCCCUCAACAUGUGCAUUUUACCUAAUUAUGAGUCUGAUCCAGGAAAACACUCAUUCUGGAAACUCAUCACUUUACCCAAGGUUGCCCUAAUAUCCUUCGUCAUCACCUCACUCAGCUCCUGUUUUGGCUUCCUUGAUCCGACGCUGUCUCUCUUUGUUUUGGAGAAGUUUAAUCUACCAGCUGGAUAUGUGGGACUGGUAUUCCUGGGUUUGGCACUGUCCUAUGCCAUCUCUUCACCACUGGUGGGCCUACUCAGUGAUAAAGUGCCGAGUCUAAGGAAGUGGCUUCUGGUUUUUGGAAGCUUAAUCACAGCAGGAUGCUACAUGCUCUUAGGACCUGCCCCAGUCUUGCACAUUAAGAGUCAGCUCUGGCUGCUCGUGCUGAUAUUAGUCAUAAAUGGCAUCUCUGUUGGAAUGAGUUCAAUCCCAACUUUCCUGGAGGUUCUCAGUUGCGCAUAUGAAAAUGGGUUUGAAGAAGGAUUAAGUACCAUGGGACUUGUGUCAGGUCUCUUUGGCGCAGUGUGGUCUGUUGGUGAUUUUAUAGGACCAACGCUGGGGGGGUUUCUGUAUGAGAAAAUAGGCUUUGAAUGGGCAGCCACUCUACAAGGUCUCUGGGCUCUAACAAGUGGACUAGUGAUGGGCUUGUUUUACCUGUUGGAGCACUCAAGGAGAAGAAGGAGAUCUAAACUUCAAAAUAUCCUCGGCAUAGAGGAGGAACGGACCGCUCUCUUACCUGGGGAAAUGUGACCUUAGGAGUCCUGACUGUUACAGGGCUGGGAGAUGGAUGCUGUUGGCCUUGGACCUCAGAGUUGGAAAGGUUUUCUUACUUUGACACACACAACUCCAUGGACCACACACCAGCAUCCUGGAAGUGUUAACAUAAUUUUGGAUGAUCCUGUGUUGGGCUGCACUUACUAUUGUCCUGAAAAACUGGCCUGCUGAACCAGCCACAUUUGAAACCUUCAGUAUGAGAAGAGUUAUUGGAAAUCAGUGAAAGUUUGUAGGUUUCAGUGACCAGACUUGGCCUUGAAGAUUUUACUGACUCUAGGUCUCCUGUUUUCUGUGUUUACUUUUUGUUCUAAGUGCACUGAUUCUGUGAAUGUACCUUUUUUAUUAACAGGGAAAGAAAUGAAUUGAUUUGAUAUGCUUAACAAUAAUAUAAAGAUAACUCAAAAUAUACAGAAAAAUGACUAUGAAAUCAGUUUUACAAAAUUUGCCUUCUCUGUGUCCUGAGAUUUUUGUUUUUUGUUCAAAAGGCAAAAUUCCAGCCUACUAUAUAAAACUCUAUAGCAUACCCUGGCCCUCAGCUCUUCUAAAACUUUUGUUUGUGUGAAAGAUACAAGAAUAGUAUUACUUAACACUUUCAGUUUUAUAACAUACUUUGAAUUAUGAUCGGGUUUAGAAAU